GUGGUUGCAACAUCGCCGCGGAGGCAGCGAGAGAAGCUGACAGCGCGGAGCUGGCGCUGCUGAGCGCAGGAAGCCGUGCCGGUUCCUUCGGCCGGCGUCUGCGAGGACAGCGGCGUCUGACCCGCUCGGGUUAGGGGAUUUGCACAGACGUGGAGCAAUGCUUGUGAUUCUGCGGCUCCUCAAAACAUUGAGAAGUGUGGAUGAGUCACCCGGGUGCAAGGUGUCAUUCUCCUGUAAUUGGAAUAUUGCGAUGGAUUGACUGUGUCCCAAGUCUGGAACGACAGGGGGAAGUGGAAACCUACCCACAUCCCCUUCUUAGGCAUCACCUUGGAGAGAAGAUGAAACCUAACAGCUGAGGCGCAGGAUCUGCUCUCCUAAUUAGAACAUCAUUAGCAUCUUGAAAAAGCAUUUCCCGAAACCCCACCCCGAAACACAUUACUCCAGAGGCCUUUUUCUUUUUUCUUUUUAAAAGAUGGUUCUAGUUCCCUUCUAUCCACACCCUGUUUUGUCCCCCGCCCCCACCCCCGGUGGAAUCUUCCCAGAGUCUAAUCUUUCUCUUGGAUUCCAAAUCAUGUCCCCUUGGGCAGAGGUCUUGGCCUUCUGCUGCUAUUUCUUUAAAUUGAUCUCCAGCCGAAUUCCGAAUGUAAAGGUCAGCAGGCGAGGAAAUGGCACUUCUAAUAGAAAACAAUGUGCACUUUCUAAAUUUGAACCAAGCCGUUUCCGCUCUUUGAUUUAAGUGACUUCCUGGGGUUCCGUGUCAGGCACUGCAGUUGAAUCUCUGGCGGGAUUCCAACUUAAAAUUGCACUCUCUCGGUGAAAUUAGAAACUGAUCCAGGGUUGGCUUAGCUAUUCUAGUAAAUAGCAUUUAGGCCGAAUGUUCAGCUCAGCACUUGGAAAUGGGCGAUGUGAGUGCCCCUGGAGAGGAUUUCCCAUCCAAGUUGUCAGAAGCUCACCUACCCAUGGGUUAUUAGCCACUGGAGGAUGCUGCUCUUAGAAGUGCUGGCAAUAAGUUAAUAUCCUGGACGUGCAGGCAUCAGAUACAGCCCUUCCUUCUCUUUGACUAUCUGAAAUAAAGGCUUUUGUUUAUCCAGCUGAUAAACUUUAUGGGAGCAUACAGGGGCUGUCUCUCGUGGUCACUAUAUCCUCAGCACAAUGUUUGGCACGUAGUGCUUGUUAGUGUUCAGGAAAUCCAAACUGUUGCUCUCUGGGAUGGUGAUAAGUUACGGAGCACUUGCUGUAUGCCAGGCAAGAUGUUAGGUACUGGAUAUAUAUUUUCUCAUUUAAUCCUCACAAGAACCCAUUUUACAGUUGGCAAAACUAAGGCAUAGAGGUUAAAAAAGAACCUCAUUCACAGCAACACUGCUAGAUGGAAGGGAGGAUUCGAACUUGGACCUGAUCCCAGAGCCUGUGUUUAUCCCAACUGAGCUAUCUAUCUUACAUAAGGAGCACUUUUCAAAGAGAUUACAAGAAUGAACUCAGACGGCCCAGGUUGAGUCCUGGUCCUGCUACUGAUAGUUUAGUGUGACUUUGGACCAGUUAGAAAAACUAGGAAAGGGGAUAUUAGUAGAUAUGUGUCAGGGUUAUUGUGAAGAGUCCGUGACUUGAUGCUUAUGGUACUUGUUAAGAGCUAAAUAAGUGUAAUUCACUUACUAUGGUUGUUGUCAUUAUUAAUCGUCUAAGCCUUGAUUCUGGAGAGUCCACCAAAGGAAAUCCCUUCCCAUUUCAUUUGGGCUCCCAAGGACCUGAUGGGGAUAGGGGUAUUAGCAGGCCAAAUACUGAUGCCUGGAAUCCAUUCUCUCUUCCUUUUCCCCACCCCCCAGGGUCCCUAGAAGCCUGUUUCUCAGCGCAGUCCAGGACCUCCAGCCCCAUGGAGCCCCCAAUCCCACAGAGCGCCCCCUUGACUCCCAGCUCAGUCAUGGUCCAGCCCCUCCUUGACAGCCGUGUGCCUCACAGCCGGCUCCAGCACCCACUCACCAUCCUCCCCAUCGACCAGAUGAAGACCAGCCACGUGGAGAACGACUACAUAGACAACCCUGGCCUGGCUCCCCCCACCGGCCCUAAGCGGACCCGGGCUGGGGCCCCAGAGCUGGCCCCCACGCCUGCCCGCUGUGACCAGGACGUCACCCACCACUGGAUCUCCUUCAGCGGACGCCCCAGCUCUGUGAGCAGCAGCAGCAGCACAUCCUCCGACCAGCGACUCUUAGACCACAUGGCACCGCCGCCCGUGGCUGACCAGGCCUCCUCCCCGAGGGCUGUGCGCAUCCAGCCCAAGGUGGUGCACUGCAAGCCGCUGGACCUCAAGGGCCCGGCAGUGCCCCCAGAGCUGGACAAGCACUUCUUGCUGUGCGAGGCCUGCGGGAAGUGUAAGUGCAAGGAGUGCGCGUCACCCCGGACGUUGCCCUCCUGCUGGGUCUGCAACCAGGAGUGCCUGUGCUCUGCCCAGACCCUGGUCAACUACGGCACGUGCAUGUGCCUGGUGCAAGGCGUCUUCUACCACUGCACCAACGACGACGAUGAGGGCUCCUGCGCCGACCACCCCUGCUCCUGCUCCCGUUCAAACUGCUGCGCCCGCUGGUCCUUCAUGGGCGCCCUCUCCCUGGUGCUGCCCUGCUUGCUCUGCUACCUGCCCGCCACCGGCUGCGUGAAGCUGGCCCAGCGUGGCUACGACCACCUGCGUCGCCCUGGUUGCCGCUGCAAGCACACGAACAGCGUCAUCUGCAAGGCAGCCGCUGGCGACGCCAAGGCCAGCAGACCUGACAAGCCUUUCUGACACUUUGGGUCGAAGCCCCCCGUGCUCCCCCUGGGAACGUGGUUCCCUUCUGACACCUGAGAAGACUGCAGCGAGGCCGGAGGUUCUAGCGUCCUGAGGCUGACCUUGCCAGUCUGCCCACCCCAGCUUGGGAAGAGACAGAGACCCCCCCAUCACCCACUCCCUUCCCCAAAAGGAAGGAGAAGCACUUUGGGUUUUUUCAGGCUGGAACUUUGUGUGAAACAGACAGUGGCAGGGGCGUGGUGUGGUUUGGGGGGGAUUUUUCUUUUUCAGAAGACGGAACACAGAUGUGGCCACAUAUCCGGAAGUUGCAGCUGCUUGAAUGCCUUCCCAGUUCUCCCUCCUCC
Messenger RNA from Miniopterus natalensis, 3117 nucleotides. It is a transcript of the gene SPRY4, whose product is annotated as sprouty RTK signaling antagonist 4. Gene Ontology annotation, biological process: negative regulation of MAP kinase activity; negative regulation of fibroblast growth factor receptor signaling pathway; negative regulation of Ras protein signal transduction. The record is from RefSeq and is a predicted model, not a curated record. Lineage: Eukaryota; Metazoa; Chordata; Mammalia; Chiroptera; Miniopteridae. Gene Ontology annotation, cellular component: cytosol; membrane.